AUGGCAUCGACCUCCUCCGAGCUAUCAAUGGCAAUGAAGGAUUCUCCAAAUUGGCUAGAAAUGCCUCACGAUCUGAUGGCAAAUAUACUUCAAAGAUUGGGUACCAAAGAAAUAGUCAAGAGCGCACCGAGAGUAUGCACAACUUGGCGGAGAAUUUGCAAAGAUCCAGCGAUGUGGAAGGUCAUUGUUAUUCACAAAUCGAUCAUUGAUUUGAUUAAAGAUUAUGAUCUCGAGACGCCGACUAAGCAGGCAAUCGAUCUCAGCUGCGGGGAAUUAAUAGAUAUCAGUAUCGAAGGGUUUGGCACAGAUAGUCUUCUUGAGUACAUUGUCACACGGUAG
This is a messenger RNA of Lactuca saligna, 339 nucleotides long. Lineage: Eukaryota; Viridiplantae; Streptophyta; Magnoliopsida; Asterales; Asteraceae. The record is from the annotation of a GenBank genome assembly.